This is a messenger RNA of Rotaria socialis, 546 nucleotides long. Lineage: Eukaryota; Metazoa; Rotifera; Eurotatoria; Philodinida; Philodinidae. The record is from the annotation of a GenBank genome assembly.
AUGCUCUUUUAUUUUCAAUUGCAGUUAAGACUGCCGUUAUUUGAUGUUUCUAGCGAUGAUAAUUAUGCUUGUCUUCGCCCCCUGGCGUAUUCUGAACCUGAUGUUGUACUAAUAUGUUUUAAUGUUGAUUGUCCAACAUCAACUGCGAAUAUUAUUACACAAUGGAAUCCAGAAAUACGUCAGUAUUGUGUUUCAUGUCCUAUCGUGUUAGUAGCUUGUAAAAUUGACUUAAGAGCAGAUCCUCAAACUAGCGCAGUAUUGAAAGCAAAAGGUCAAAAGCAACUGUCAGGUGAAGAUCGAAAUCAGAUUGCAGUAGAGAUUAAAGUCAAUGCUUAUAUGGAGUGUUCAGCAAAAACUCGUCAAGGUGUACAAGAAUUACUUGCGCAUGCUGCUCGUUUAUCUCUAAUGCAAACAACGAAUCCUACAUCAAAUCGAAUGUGUUUUACAUUGAAAAAAUUUAACUUCUGUUUAUCAGUGUCGCUUCUUAAGAUGUUUUUUUACAGGAAUGAAAGUUUUUAUAGUAGCUAUAUGAGUAAGAGGCUAUAG